AUGUAUGGCGAGUAUGUGAAAAACUUUGACAGAGCAAUGGAGCUUGUGAACACAUGGACAGAGCGCUCAUCCCAGUUCAAGAGCAUCAUCCAGGAGGUGCAGAAGGAGGAGGCCUGCGGUAACCUGACAUUACAGCACCACAUGCUGGAGCCUGUCCAGCGAAUCCCUCGUUAUGAAUGCUUCUGAAGGAUUAUCUCCAGAAACUGCCGGAGGAUUCCAGAGACCGCAGAGAUGCAGAGAAGUCUUUGGACCUAAUAGCGACAGCAGCUGAACACUCAAAUGCAGCCAUCAGGAAAAUGGAGAGGAUGCAUAAACUCCUCAAAGUCUAUGAGCUGUUAGGUGGUGAAGAGGAUAUUGUCAGCCCCACUAAUGAGCUCAUGAAAGAGGGACACAUCCUGAAACUGUCUGCAAAGAAUGGUACCACCCAGGACAGAUACCUCAUUCUGUUCAAUGACCGCCUACUCUAUUGUGUCCCAAAACUGCGUCUGAUUGGUCAGAAGUACAGUGUGCGAGCCAGGAUUGAUGUGGAUGGGAUGGAGCUCAAACACAGCAGCAGCCCUAAUCUGACAAGAACCUUUCUAGUGUCUGGAAAACAACGAUCCCUGGAGCUCCAAGCCAGAACCGAAGAAGAGAAGAAGGAGUGGAUUCAGGCAAUCGAAGCCACCAUGAGUCGUCAUGAGCAGACAGUAGAGCAGUUCAAACUGCUUAAUUCCUCUCAUCGAGAAGAUGAAGAAAAACUCCCCCCAAUUCACCGAACACAGACCUGGGUAAGCGAGCACCAACUCCAAUCAGGGAGAAGGAGGUAACCAUGUGCAUGAAAUGCCAAGAAGCUUUUAACUCUAUAACCAAAAGGAGGCACCACUGCAAAGCCUGUGGCCAUGUGGUUUGUGGAAAAUGUUCAGAAUUUCGUGCUCGGCUGGUCUAUGACAACAACCGAACAAAACCGCGUGUGUAUAGAUUGUUACACUGCCCUACACGGUUCUGUGCUCAGCCCCGCUUACAUCACUCACACACCUCAACGAAGGAAAUCCAUCUUAGAGAAACAAGCGUCGGUAGUAGCAGAGCACAGUAUAUUGUGCAGUUACAUGCAUUACAUGGAAAAGGGAGCGAAGAGCUGGCACAAAGGCUGGUUUGUCAUCCCUCAGAAUGAGCCCUUGGUGCUGUACAUCUAUGGAGCUCCACAGGAUGUGAAGGCUCAGAGGAGUAUCCCUUUAAUCGGAUUUGAGGUCACCCCAACAGAACAGUGUGAACGCUCCGAUCGCAAACACGUCUUCAAGAUCAGCCAAAGCCAGCUCAGCUUCUACUUCAGCCCCGAAACUGAACAACUUCAACGUCGAUGGGUAAAAGUACUGUCCCGAGCUGGACGAGGGGAGGAUUACAAUGCCAAACACUUGCUCCUGGAGACUGAGGAAGAAAAUGAAGGUACUGGAGAGACUCUAGGGGACACUUGA
Molecule: messenger RNA, 1451 nt
Organism: Staurois parvus
Lineage: Eukaryota; Metazoa; Chordata; Amphibia; Anura; Ranidae
Source: the annotation of a GenBank genome assembly